Messenger RNA from Clonostachys rhizophaga, 375 nucleotides. The record is from the annotation of a GenBank genome assembly. Lineage: Eukaryota; Fungi; Ascomycota; Sordariomycetes; Hypocreales; Bionectriaceae.
AUGCCAGUACCCGCUCUAUACUACGCUGCAACAGCUUUGCACACCAUCUCAAUCCCAGGCCAUUGGGCCUUUGGGGUGGAGCAUGUUGACAAGGCAGUGGACCGGAUUCCUCCAGAGGAAGAGUACUCGGUCGGAAGAGCGGGUACUAGAGUCUCCUGGGCGUCGUUCUAUGGCCUCUUGGCUACUCUUGGUCUUCUGAACUAUCACUGGGCAAAACGAGGGGGCGCUCGAACAGCGGAGGAGAAGCUCAUCGUGUUGUCCACACUCGCGAUUGGCUUAUUUGCAGGACGCCCUUAUUUCAAAGCAAGAGCCUAUAGCCCGUUGGGUUGCAUCUGGGUUGCCCCGUUUCUCACUGCUAUUGCUACCUUUAUCUGA